AUGUUCACAGAGUGGUCCUCCUGCAGCGCGAGCUGCGGGGGAGGCCACAGGCAGCGGCAGCGGCUGCUGGCUCAGCCGCAGCAGCAGCAGCAACAGUUGCUGCAGCAGCAGCUGCAGCCAAUGCAACUGCAGCAGCUUCAGCUGCAGCAGCUCAUGCUGCUGCAGCAGCAGCAGCAGCCGCAGCCGCAAAUGCUGCAGCAGCUGGGGGGAGUCGGCGGUUUGUGGGGCCUGCAAGACACGCAGACGGAAACAUGCAACGAAGAAACCUGCGAAGCGACGGAGUGUACGUACACCCCGUGGGGCCCCUGGGGCCCCUGCAGGGGCCCCUGCGGCCUCAAAACCCGCGAGCGGCAGCGGCUGCUGCUGCAGCAGCCGAAGGGUUUGAAGUGUUUGCUGCCGCUGCUGGAAGUUGCUGCUUGUGGGGCCCCCGAGCCUUGCGAGUCGGAGUGCCAGCUCUCGGCCUGGUCCGCGUGGAGCAGCUGCGAGCCCUGCAGCAGCAGCAGCAGCAGCAGCAGCAGCAGCAGCAGCAGCAGCAGCAGCAAACAGAUUCGCACUAGAGAAGUGCUGCUGCCGGGCUCUUCUUGCCCCCCACGUAUAGAAAUGAGGCCAUGCAGCAGCAGCGAGGGGGGGCCUUGUCCUGCUGCAGCGGAGGCACAGACAUCAGCAGCAGCAGCAACAGCAGCAGCAGCAACAGCAGCAGCAGCAGAUUGUCCUAAGGGGGACUGGGCUGAGUGGGGGCCCUGCAACGUUGGGUGCGUUCGUUACCGCCACCGGCUGCUGCCUUCAGAAGCAGCAGCAGCAGCAGCAGGAGCAGCAGCAGCAGCAGAUGCCAACUGCGUCAGAGAAGUUGAAGUGGGCGUUUGCGGCCCGCCUUGCACAGUCGACCCCGCCGGCGCUGCCGCUGCAGCAGCAGCAGCAGCAGCCCGCAGCAGCAGCAGCAGCAGCAGCAGCAGCAGCAGCAGCAGGUUUGGGGCCUCUUUGCGCGGCAGCGAAGAAAAAGAAAAGGGAGGGUUUAGGGCGGCGCUGCUGCGGGGCAUUUUGCUGGGGAUGUUCGUCACUGCUGUGCUGCUGGUGCUGUUCGUUGUCUUCAAAAGAAAAGAAGCAAAAGGUUCUGCUGCUGCUGUGGCUGCAGCUGCUGCUGUCGCUGCUGCUCCUUCCCCCAAUUGUGCUGCUGCUGCGGAUACUGCUGCGCGAAUAUCCGCUGUAGUGACUGCUGCUGCUGCUGCUGCUGCUGCUGCUGCCUUUGCCUGUCCUGAAGCAGUGCUGCGCGCGCGCGCUGCGUUCUGCCGAGUGGACCAGUGGACCCCCUCUGGCACUGCAGCAUUUGGGGAAGAGGGGAGGGACGGCGGCAGCAGCCGCAGCAGCAACAGCAACAGCAGCAGCAGCAGCAGCAGCCACGAAUCUCUUAACAAAAUGGAUAUGGAAGAAGAUGAGCCUUUUUGGGACGGCGGCGACACCGACGAGGAGACCAAACAGCUAAACCCCCCGGCAGCAGCAGCAGCAGCAACAAACUAG
This is a messenger RNA of Eimeria necatrix, 1515 nucleotides long. RefSeq lists its product as hypothetical. The transcript has 7 exons. The coding region runs from base 1 to 1515 and encodes 504 amino acids. NCBI's taxonomy places the organism in Eukaryota, Apicomplexa, Conoidasida, Eucoccidiorida, Eimeriidae. Gene Ontology annotation, biological process: cell adhesion. The record is from RefSeq and is a predicted model, not a curated record. Gene Ontology annotation, cellular component: extracellular matrix.